Ostrinia nubilalis (European corn borer) is the source of this 1750-nucleotide messenger RNA. It is a transcript of the gene Arf79F, whose product is annotated as ADP-ribosylation factor 1. Gene Ontology annotation, cellular component: plasma membrane; cytoplasm. Gene Ontology annotation, biological process: vesicle-mediated transport; intracellular protein transport. The record is from RefSeq and is a predicted model, not a curated record. Gene Ontology annotation, molecular function: GTP binding; GTPase activity. Bases 132 to 680 code for a protein of 182 amino acids. The transcript is spliced from 5 exons. Lineage: Eukaryota; Metazoa; Arthropoda; Insecta; Lepidoptera; Crambidae.
AAGCACGAACAACUUCCACGUUCGCCGCCAUUUUGACAUCCAGCGAAUUGUAAAGAAUUCAGUGGAGUGUAGCGUUUUUUCUUGAUAAAAUAGUUAUUUGUUCUUGAAAAUAUCAUCCUUAAAGCUACAAAAUGGGGAAUAUGUUUGCAAAUUUAUUUAAAGGCCUAUUUGGCAAAAAGGAAAUGAGAAUAUUGAUGGUUGGUUUGGAUGCAGCUGGUAAAACCACAAUUCUAUACAAACUUAAAUUAGGUGAAAUUGUAACAACAAUUCCCACUAUUGGGUUCAACGUGGAAACUGUAGAAUACAAAAACAUCAGUUUCACUGUGUGGGACGUCGGUGGCCAAGACAAAAUCAGACCACUGUGGAGGCAUUACUUCCAGAAUACACAGGGUCUCAUUUUCGUAGUAGACAGUAAUGACCGAGAGCGUAUCGGCGAGGCGCGCGAGGAGCUUAUGCGGAUGUUAAGUGAAGACGAGCUACGAGAUGCUGUACUUUUGAUUUUUGCAAACAAACAGGAUCUGCCAAACGCGAUGAACGCAGCGGAGAUAACGGACAAGCUGGGCCUGCACUCGCUGCGCAACCGCAACUGGUACAUCCAGGCGACGUGCGCCACGUCGGGCGACGGGCUCUACGAGGGGCUCGACUGGCUCUCCAACCAACUCAAGAACGCCAACCGCUAACCGCAUGUGCGCUAACAUCUCACAGACAAAUCUGAUUACGGAAAGAGACUAUGGUUUAAGAUAUGUUAACUUUAUUUGCUAUAAAAUACAAUGUAUUAUGUGCGAAAUCAUAAAUGUAUUACUGAUGCGUCACCCGGCGACCGAGCCUUUACCGCAGCCGGCGGCCGCGUCGGCCGGUAGUGAUGUGCUGUAGGGUCCAUGCUUCGGAUGCGCUGAUCGUUCGAUCCCCGAUGACGUUGAACAAAAUAUAGUGUGUAAAUUUAAUGCAAAAUUACAAUUUUGUUUAUAAUUAUCAGUAAAAGAAGGAAACGGUGUACACAAUAUUGAGUGAACGCGCAUUGUGAUGUGGAUAGGUAUGUAGCUGACACGUGAUAAAGUGAAUCACAGCAUAACAUGUUUUAUAUGUAUACUAUAAUGUGGAAUAAGUUGUCGUAAUAAAGUAUUUAAAGUUAAUUCUCUUCUUGUGAUUUAAUUUGAUGUAGUGGUAUGCCUGUAGUGACCUGGGGCGGAGUGCGGGGACCUAUUCACAUCGCUCUGUGGGACUCGACGUAACAUUCUGACUGUCACCGAUUUUGUGCAUAUUCCACUAAUACUUUGAACGACUUAUUGUAUGAUGAUAGUUUAUUUUUUAUGGAAGUUAACUAGGUAGAAUAAGCUGUUAUGUAUUUUACAUUCAGGAAACAGUUCUUAGACGGUCCCGUUCAGCGAAACGGCUCGUUGUGAUGAACCUGCAUUUACAGUCGACUUCUCACGGCGAUCCGAGAUUAACUUGUAAUUUAGGUAUAAAUAUGUAUUAGAUAAACAUGGUGUCAUUUUGAGAAGUGUUUCCGCCUAAUGGGAAACAGUGCUCAGAACUUCAGCGGUACUUUGCUCUUACACAAUUAAUUAUAACUUAGCAUUUUUAUAAUAAUUUAGAAGAAAUUGUUAAAACACAUUUCAAGGAUACAGUUGAUGUGGCUAGUGUGGUGGAUAGUUUUUUUAAUUUUUAUUGAAAUCGAAAAUUAUAAAUGCGAAAUGUGACAUUCCGGUUUGUCUUAAUGCUGUAUUAUGGAAUAAAAUAUCCUCACCGA